AUGAGUAUAUUCUUUAAAGCCCCAAUUGAUAUUGAAAUUUUACUAGAUGGUGAAGAAUCCAGAAAUCACAUUGAGGUAUCCAAUCCUUCUGGUUCUAAUGCCAAAACCUUAACUGAAUCUAUGCCUGUUUUCGAAGAUGGCGAAACAGUAAGCGGAAUUGCAACCCUUAGAGUCAGAGAUGGUAAAAGAGUAGAGCAUGCAGGUAUCAAAGUAUCAAUUGUUGGAUCUAUUGAUUUGAUUAAAGGCUCUGGGGGUAGCAAUGGAGGUACUACCACUAGUAAUAGCUUUAAAAGCGUAGACUCAAGAAAAAAAUCAGUUGAACAGUUUUUAUGUUUAACUUAUGAUUUAUGUCCUGCUGGUGAAUUACAACAUUCACAAAGCUUCCCAUUUAAUUUUAAAAACUUACCUAAAAGACAUGAGUCUUAUAAAGGUAAAAAUGUCGAUGUUUCAUAUUAUGUCAAGGUAACAUUGAUCAGGAAAGGUGCCGAUAUUUCUAAAAUAAAGAAAUUUUGGGUUAAUCUUUACCUGAGUCAAAAGGAAAUAGAAAAUUUAAAUAAGAAACCAGUUGCUAUACGAGAAGAAGCAAAUAAAACUAGAGAAGAAAUCACUAAACCAAACGCCGAGGAAGAAUCCUUAAUCUCUAAUGAAUCAAAGCCAGUCAAAUUAGACAUUGGUAUUGAAAAUUGUUUACAUAUCGAAUUCGAAUACGCUAAAUCAGCUUAUUCUCUUAAAGAUGUAAUAGUAGGGAGAAUAUAUUUCCUUCUAUCAAGAUUGAAAAUUAAACAUAUGGAGGUAAGUCUUAUAACUAGAGAAUCUGCAGGAGUGUCAUCCGCAAGUACUUUGGUUGAUUCUACCGCUAUAAGAUAUGAAAUCAUGGAUGGUUCGCCAGUAAAAGGUGAAACUAUACCAAUUAGAUUGUUUUUAAGUGGUUACGAAUUAACCCCAAAUAUGGGUUGCAAUUAUUUUAAUGUGAAAAAUUAUCUGAGCUUAGUAAUUAUAGAUGAAGACGGAAGAAGAUAUUUUAAACAAUCUGAAAUAACACUUUACCGUCAAAAAUAA
Molecule: messenger RNA, 1059 nt
Organism: Vanderwaltozyma polyspora DSM 70294
Lineage: Eukaryota; Fungi; Ascomycota; Saccharomycetes; Saccharomycetales; Saccharomycetaceae
Gene: PEP8
Product: retromer subunit PEP8
Exons: 1
Coding region: 1-1059 (352 amino acids)
Biological process (GO): intracellular protein transport; retrograde transport, endosome to Golgi
Cellular component (GO): retromer complex; endosome
Source: RefSeq, a predicted model, not a curated record